AUGAGUUUCAGUAUCGGUGGUUCGUCCAGCAGCAGCUGCCUGGCAGCGCUCGGUGAGAUGGAGCAAAUUAUCUGCCAGCUCGAGCGGGGCACACUGAUCCAGAAGUUUUAUCCCCGCAAACGGCCGGAAAAGAAAACGCUUAUGCUGCGACGGGAAACCCGACAGAUUAUUUGGUCCUCGGUACAAACGAACGGACGUAGCAAUUACGAAGGAUCGCUAGAGCUGCGCGAGGUAAAGGAAGUACGUCCGGGGAAGAAAUCGAAAGACUUUGAAAAGUGGCCCGAAGAGGCAAAGAAGAGUGAACCACGCAAAUGUUUCGUCAUACUGCACGGGAACGAUUUCAAGCUACGCACCGUAUCGAUUGUUGCAUUUUCCGAAAAAGAAGCCGACAUGUGGCUGAAAGGACUGAAGUAUCUGAUCUCAGACACCAUCACCUCACCGUACUGGUUGCAGAUCGAACGGUGGCUUCGACGCGAAUUCUACCUGAUGGAAGCGAAUGGUACGGCCAGCCUGAAGGACAUACGGUCCUUUCUGCCGAAGAUCAACUGUAAAAUAUCGACCGCCAAACUGAACGAUGUCUUCCAUGAGGUGGAUACCCGGCGCCGGAACGAGCUUGGGUUUGACGACUUUACACGGCUUUACCAACGGUUGAUCCUGCCGCCGACGGCACUGCCGGAAUAUUUUGACGGGAUACGGAUGGCAACGUACAGCCAGAACGGGCAAACAGUUACGCUGCAGGAGUUCCGUCGGUUUCUCACCAAAGAGCAGCAGGAAGAUGAAGGGAAUGGUGGUGGCAGUGGAGGACAGAGUGAGGAGGUGGUAGCAAAAUUCAUCAACGAUUACAUACAAGACCCGGCACGUGACGUGAGCGAACCUUAUCUACGUUUGCACGAGUUUAUAGAUUUUUUAUUCUCCCGCCAAAAUGAAAUCUGGGACAAGCGGUGCGAUACCGUCUACCAGGACAUGACACGUCCGCUCGCCCACUACUGGAUCUCGUCUUCGCACAACACCUACCUAACGGGCGAUCAAUUCUCCAGCGAAUCUUCGGUGGAAGCGUACGCCCGUGCCCUGCGUAUGGGAUGCCGCUGUAUCGAGUUGGACUGCUGGGACGGUCCCGACAAUAUGCCGCUCAUCUUUCACGGCCAUACCUUUACGACGCGAAUCAAGUUUAUGGAUGUCAUUCGUACAAUCAAGGAGCACGCUUUUAUCACCUCCGACUAUCCGCUCAUACUGUCGAUCGAGCAGAACUGUUCGCUCACGCAGCAGCGCCGGAUGGCACAGGCAAUGCAGGAAGUGUUCGGUGAAAUGCUGCUAACGCAACCGAUCGACAAAACGGAAACGCAGCUACCGUCGCCGCACCAGUUGAAGCGUAAAAUUAUACUAAAGCACAAAAAGCUGCCCGAAAAUGGGAUGCUUGUGGUGGAUGAGGCGGGCAAAGAGUCGGCCAUCCUGAUGCGGGCUAACGAUGAGAGUGAGCUGGACAUACGGAAUACGGUGAAGAAUGGUAUCCUUUAUCUGGAGGAUCCGGUGGAUAAGGGUUGGAAUGCGCACUUUUUCGUGCUGACACAGCACAAACUUUUCUACACGGACAGUCAGCGACCCGAUCGAGAUAAUGACGGUAGAGAUGAUGAGCGUGAAGAGAAUGGUUUCGCCAACCGUCAAUCGCGGGACGGCGCCGUGCUGUCGAACGAUGAGCUUCAUUUUGGGGAAAAUUGGUUCCACGGCAAGUUGUCCGGUGGACGUGAGGAGGCUGAGAAGCUGUUGCAACAGUUUUCCCACCUAGGUGAUGGGACAUUUUUGGUGCGGGAAAGUGUGACGUUCGUUGGAGAUUAUUGCCUUUCGUUCUGGCGCCAGGGCAAACCGAACCACUGUCGGAUAAAGCUCAAGCAGGAUAAGGGCGUCACGAAGUACUAUCUGAUGGAGAACGUACUGUUUGAAAGUUUGUACAGCCUGAUCAUGUACUAUCGGCAGAAUGCGCUUCGAAGUGCGGAAUUUUACAUCACACUAAAGGAACCGGUUCCGCAACCGAACAAGCACGAAACGAAGGAAUGGUACCACCACACAACGACACGCGAGCAGUCCGAGAUCGUGCUCAAUCAGAUCCCGCAGGAUGGUGCCUUUCUGGUGCGGCCCAGCGAUAAAGGACCAAAAGCAUUCGUUAUUUCGUUCCGGGCACAUGGCAAAUUUAAACACUGUCGCAUACGGGUGGAGGGGCGACUGUACGAGAUGGGUGGGAUGGAGUUUGAAAGUCUGGUAGAUCUGGUCAAUUUCUACUCCAAACAUCCGCUCUACCGGAAGGUUACGCUUACGUAUCCGAUCCCACGUGAAAUGAUUCGAAGGAUCAACACGAUGGAUGUUCCAGAAGAGAGUGGCGCUUACGGGUACAUGGAUCCAGCAACGGUCAUCAAUGAAAACGUUACGGUAAAGGCACUGUACGACUACAAAGCACAGCGCGAUGAUGAGCUGUCCUUUUGCAAGCAUGCCAUCAUCACGAACGUCGCGAAGAAGGGCAACGAUUGGUGGCUGGGUGAUUAUGGUGGCAAACGGCAACACUACUUCCCGGCCAACUACGUGCAGGAACUGAGCGCAAUGGAUGAUGGUACGCUGGUGGACGAAGGAGCCAACGAACCACUAAUGCUGGGAAGCUUGCAGAAAGGUUCGUUGGACGUUCAUGGCGCCGUAGUGGAGAUGGCUUACAGCAACCACCCGGACAUCGAGCGUAUCCUGCGCAUCCAAAACCCAACGAUGCAGAACGUGUUCGAGGUUGGCGUACAGACAAAAGAGCUAGCGUACGAGUGGAUGUGUGCCAUUAAGGAGGCGGCCCAAAAUGCUAGCGCAAUGGAAAACGAACGGCGCAAAAUGGAGCGCAAUUCGCGUGUCGCUAAAGAAAUGUCCGAUCUCAUCAUCUACUGUCGCAGUGUACCGUUCAAGCAUCAUCCGAGCACGUGGGUAUUUUACGAAAUGUCCAGCUUUCCGGAAACGAAGGCAGAGAAAUAUUUCUUGCAGCCGGAAACGCGCUCCUUGUUUGUCCGUUACCAUCGGAACCAUCUUAGUCGGGUGUAUCCGAAGGGUCAGCGAUUGGAUUCGUCCAACUACCAUCCGACGGCCCUGUGGAACUGUGGAUCGCAGAUGAUUGCGCUUAACUUUCAAACGCCCGAUAAACCGAUGCAGCUGAAUCAGGCCAAAUUUCGGGACAAUGGUGGAUGUGGGUAUUUGCUGAAGCCGGAGUUUAUGUUUCGGGACGAGUUUGAUCCGACCGAUCCGAACACGCUGGUUGGGGUGAACGAGGUGAUUGUGAAUGUGCGCAUCAUUGGGGGUCGAAAUCUGUGUAAGGUGAGCCGGAACAUUACCAGCCCGCUGGUAGAGGUGGAAGUGUUGGGCGCAUCGUUUGACGGUGGCAUUAAGCAUCGUACCAGAGCCAUAGCGGACAACGGGUUGAACCCGAUAUGGAACGAAAUUUGCGAAUUUCGGAUAGCGAAUCCACACUUUGCAAUGAUUCGGUUCGAAGUGCAGGACGAGGACAUGUUCGGCGAGCCGAACUUUAUUGGCCAGGCCGUAUUUCCGCUCGGUGCCAUCCGCACCGGCUAUCGGAGUGUCGUCCUGCGCAACAAGUAUAGUGAAGAGCUAGAGCUGGCAACACUGCUGGUACACACGAGCAUACGGCCAUUGCAGACGGAGUGA
Anopheles maculipalpis is the source of this 3681-nucleotide messenger RNA. It is a transcript of the gene sl, whose product is annotated as 1-phosphatidylinositol 4,5-bisphosphate phosphodiesterase gamma-1. The record is from RefSeq and is a predicted model, not a curated record. Gene Ontology annotation, molecular function: protein binding; phosphatidylinositol-4,5-bisphosphate phospholipase C activity. The transcript is spliced from 10 exons. Bases 1 to 3681 code for a protein of 1226 amino acids. Gene Ontology annotation, biological process: phospholipid catabolic process; phosphatidylinositol-mediated signaling; positive regulation of epithelial cell migration. NCBI's taxonomy places the organism in Eukaryota, Metazoa, Arthropoda, Insecta, Diptera, Culicidae.